This is a messenger RNA of Clonostachys byssicola, 1218 nucleotides long. Lineage: Eukaryota; Fungi; Ascomycota; Sordariomycetes; Hypocreales; Bionectriaceae. The record is from the annotation of a GenBank genome assembly.
AUGAAGAUCCAUCCGGAAUAUCGUCACUCUGCACUCGUCGCCAAUGGCAAUAGGACGCGGACACCACCAGGCACAGAUCUCUUCCUACACGCCAUGACUAGGCUUCACGAAUUCGUCCUGUUUGACACAUCUUGCAACCCAAUAGAACUAGCCGAGGUGCUUUGCUGUGCUUCUCUUUAUUUCCACUGCGUCGACUUCCGGUCUGCCUCUUACAGGAUGAUUGGCCAGGCCAUCCGUGUGGCUCUUGGCGAUGGAAUGCAUACAAAGAUUCACAGCCAAGAUAUGGACAGCACACGUUCCGAGAGGUGCCACCGUGUCUGGUGGACAAUAUACGUUCUAGAUCGUCAGAUGUCUUCUCUCAUGGGUGUGCCGAUGGGCAUCCCUGAGGAGCAAAUCGAAGCCGGCUUGCCCACAUUUCCCGGUCAACCCCAAAAGUCAAUGGGCUUGGAGAUUCAGAUCAAACUUUCCAAAGUUCUUGCACAGAUCUUAAACACCGUAUAUGGCGCAGAGGGACGUCUGGACAAGUGCUUCCUUGCAACCAUGAAGGAUGCUUUGAAGAACAUUGCUAGUGUCACAGAUCAACUCAAUGAUUCCUUCGGGAUCGCUAGGAAUGGACUGAGAGGAGGUGUUUGCAGAUUGUCAUCUUCUCUUCAUGUUCUUCACCAUCAGUGUAUUGUUAUUGCCGCAAGACCGCUUCUUUACACCUUUCUACAAGCCAGACUUGGUCAGUCAGACUUAUCGCUGGCCCAUGUCCAUUGUUCCGGUAGCAUUAGGAGCCUUAUCUUCAUGUGUAUCGAGUCAGCACAGCAAAUACUGAUCAUACUCACCGACCUACAACGCGAGAACCUCUUAGUAUCAUUUCGGCUUGCUAACGGUGCGAGUAAAGAAUCAUUUCUACGGUUUGACCUAGACGCUAUUUUUGCAGCAUCAGUGGCUCUCGUCGUGGCUACGGCAAUUGACGCGGCGUUGGUGAAGGACCAACAGUUGUGGUCAGAAACAUCUCACAGCCUAUUGGGACACAUGGUAGACAGGGGGAAUAUGCUGGCAGUCCAAUUCAAAGCCGAAAUUGACAUAUUGGAAGAUAUGUGUAGUCGUUUGCGGGUUAAUUGGGGAGUUCAAGACCAUUGCCAAUCUCCAUCAUCAGAAACAAGGGCCAGAACCCGCAACGACGAAUCGGAGUCCCUUAUGUUUGGUACCUCGGCAUUCGACCCUCUCGAU